Molecule: messenger RNA, 1269 nt
Organism: Psylliodes chrysocephalus
Lineage: Eukaryota; Metazoa; Arthropoda; Insecta; Coleoptera; Chrysomelidae
Source: the annotation of a GenBank genome assembly
AUGAGUAAGCAGAAGAAGUUAAAAAUUGCCUUCAUUCACCCUGAUUUGGGCAUCGGAGGAGCGGAAAGACUUGUUUUAGACAUAGCUGGAGCCCUAAGUUCGUCCGGUCAUCAAGUAAGAUUUUUAACAAACCAUUUUGAUCCAACACAUGCAUUCGAUGAACUCAAAAAUGGUAAUUAUCCAGUGGAAGUGUAUGGGGAUUGGUUACCAAGAAGCAUUUUUGGAAAAUUCCAAGCUCUUUGUGCUUAUAUACGCAUGAUAUAUCUCUCUAUCGUCUACCUUUUAUUUAUUAGAAGGAAUGAUACAGACCAUCCAGAUUUGUAUUUUACUGAUUUAAUACCAGUCGCUAAUGCAUUUUUAAGACUUGUUAAUGAAAAAGUUGUAUAUUACUGUCAUCAUCCUGAUUUACUGGCUAGCACUCCAGGAGGGAAGUUCAAAAAAGUAUAUAGGAUGCCUAUUAACUGGUUAGAAAUGUAUACUACAGGAAUGGCAGAUGUGAUUUUAGUUAAUAGCCAGUACACUGCUUCAGUUUUUAGAGAUACAUUCCCGCAAAUAAAGAAAGAUAUCCAAAUUUUAUAUCCUACAAUAGCUGAUUCUUAUCAAAAAACUGUAUCACAGUUAAAACAAAUUAAACCUAUAGAACAACUAGUUCCAGAAAUUAAAACACCUGGCAAGAAAAUUGUAUUUUUAUCAAUAAACAGAUUCCAUCCUGCUAAAAGACUAGAAUUUGCAGUUUUAGCCCUAGAUAAAUUAAGAAAUGCAGUUUCUACAACUGAAUGGGACAAAAUAUUCCUUAUAGUAGCAGGUGGGUAUGACCCACAAUCAGGUCUCAAUGCUAUUACAUAUUUAGAUCUUGUAACUCUUACACAACAAAAAAAGUUGGAAGAUAAAAUCAUAUUUCUUAAAUCUCCAAAUGAUAAUUUAAAAGCUGAACUACUAAAUUCUUGUACCUGUCUUUUAUACACUCCAGUUAAUGAACACUUUGGUAUAGUGCCUUUAGAAGCCAUGUUAGUCUCAAAACCUGUCAUUGCUGUUAACAGUGGGGGUCCCCGUGAAACUGUUGACCAUGGAGUUACUGGUUACCUUUGUGAACCUACUGCUGAGAGUAUGGCUGAGUUUAUGGCCAGAAUUGUUAAUGGAAAUCAUGAAGAAAUGGGAAAGAAGGGUAAAAUUAGAUUGGAUGAAAGAUUUUCAUACAAUAGCUUCAAGAAGAGUCUUCAGAAGGUGUUGAUAAAUUUGGAAAAUGGAGCUAGUAGGAAGAACAAUUAA